Molecule: messenger RNA, 1686 nt
Organism: Talaromyces rugulosus
Lineage: Eukaryota; Fungi; Ascomycota; Eurotiomycetes; Eurotiales; Trichocomaceae
Exons: 6
Coding region: 1-1686 (561 amino acids)
Biological process (GO): transmembrane transport
Molecular function (GO): transmembrane transporter activity
Source: RefSeq, a predicted model, not a curated record
AUGAACACGAGCCACCCCACCAACUCUAGCGGCCCGGCCCGCCUGCCAUGUGUCGAAGAUGCCGACCCGCCAGCCCCGGAUCGACCAUCGCCCCGCGAUGGCUCGCCUGUCCGGCAGUUCACCGAUCAGCAGUCGCGCGUGUUGCCUCACUCGCGCCUGAUGGUCGUCUUCCCGGUUCUCGCCCUGGCACAAUUCACGGCAUACUUGGAUCAGACCUCCAUCUCGGCUGCGGUGCCUGCUAUCGGUGAUGCCCUCGGCCUGGGUGCGUCGCUGCCAUGGGUUGCGACCGCGUACUUGUUAGCCACGACUGCCGUGCAAUUGGGGAACGGGAGGCUCAGUGAUAUCUUUGGCCGCAAGCAAAUGCUUAUUGCAAGUCUGCUGGUGCUCGCGAUUGGAAACCUGGUGGCCGGGUUUGCGACCAGCCCGGGGAUGCUGUUUGCCUUUAGAGCCGUCAGUGGUCUUGGUGGCGGCGCGAUAACCGCGUUGGUUAUGAUUAUUGCCAGCGACAUCACGACCCUGCAGGAGCGCGGCAAGUACAACGGCUUCAUUGGCGCCGCUGUAGCUUGUGGGAGCGGGAUGGGCCCGUUAAUUGGGGGUGCCAUCACCGCCCACGUUUCAUGGAGAUGGACUCUCUGGUAUGAUGUCCCAUGGCUCAUAGUGUUGAUCACGCUGCUGUACAUCACCCUCCCUGCUAGCCCUAAAGGGGCCAACACGCGGUCGAGAAUGAAGAUGAUCGACUGGUUUGGGCUAUUCAUCAGCAUCGCAGCUGUUGUGCUCCUUGUGAUCCCCCUCUCUCGCGGCGGCUCUACCAUCUCAUGGAGUAGUGCUCAAACCAUCUCCAUGUUGGUCGUGGGGGCAUUUGUGAUACUUAUCUUCCUCGCGGUAGAGGCAAAAUUUGCUUCUCUACCAAUUAUGCCGCUUCACCUCUUCAAAGCCGACUUCUCCUGCAACGUCCUACUCAUGCAAAAUGUUUUGUACGGCUUCGUGUUCUGGGGAAACCUUUUCUAUAUGCCCAUCUACCUUGAAAACGUCCGCGGAUAUUCUCCAAUUCUUGCCGGUGCCAUUAUCAUGCCCAUGGUCGGCACGCAGGGCAUUGGGUCUAUUAUCUCCGGACUUAUCAUUUCUCGUACAGGACACUACAACCACGUUAUGAUCGCGUCACAGUUUCUCUGGAUGGCUGGACUGAUCGGUCAGGGCUUAGGAACCGGAGGCUGCUUCCAGCCGAGCUUAGUAGCCAUCCUGGCGCACAGUAGACGAGCCGAUCGCGCCGUCAUCAAUUCGCUGCGCAACUUUCUCCGUACAAUGGGUGGUACAUUGGGCUUGACUGUCUCAGGGACGAUCCUCAACAACGUGCUGCAGUCGAGAUUGAGCGGCGUGGUUGGCGAAGUUAUCGCCACACAGCUUGCCUCUUCGGCGCAUUCUCUUGACACUCUAGGCCUGACUGCCGGUCAGAGAGCAGCUGUCCUGGAUGCGUAUAUGCGUGGGAUCCGUAUAAUAUUUAUCGUGUAUGCACCGCUCGUGGGCCUCUGUGCUCUGGGUGCAUUACUUGUCAAGGAUACGGGUCUAGCGGAGAAAGACACCAGCACGACGCUGCAUGUUCGGUCGGACAAGACAGGCAACAGAGAUGAUAUUCCUUUGACAAGUACCCCAACUCAAAAUAAUGGAGUAAUGGCGAGCUCAACGUGA